This is a messenger RNA of Rotaria sordida, 1311 nucleotides long. Lineage: Eukaryota; Metazoa; Rotifera; Eurotatoria; Philodinida; Philodinidae. The record is from the annotation of a GenBank genome assembly.
AUGAUAAAAAUAACUGUAAUCUUUCUUGCUUUUCUUGUUCAUAUCGAAGCAGAUUCUGUUUCGACAUUAAACAUAGAAUUAAGCCGUUUAGAAGAAAAUCUUGUUUAUUCACAUUUAAAAAAUCAAACCAAUUUAAAAUUAUUUUAUAAUGAAUUAAUUGAAUCAAAUGGUGUUGAUGAUCUAGCAUAUAUUCGUCAUACGAUUACCAAUAAAGAUAUUGAACAAGGUACUAUUAAAAAUAAGUGUUUUCAAUCAACAGAUGAUUUACUUAAUGCAUUAAAUAUUACAAGAAUAGAUGAAAGUACUAAUCUAACUCGUACAGAUAUCAAACAAGUAACUCCAACUUUAGUUAAUGUUAAAUUUAAUGAAGGAUGUCUAAAAUUACAAGGUACUACAAAAUGGAAAAAUAUAUUAGUUGGUUUAAUCUCAGUAAGUAUUAUUAAUUUGUCGGCACUUUUUAGUGCGAUUAUUUUACCAUUUCGAAACAAACCUGCAUUUAAAUGGAUUCUUACUACUUUUAUUGGUUUAGCUGUUGGUACACUUCUUGGUACUGGUAUAUUUCAUCUUAUUCCAAUGGCAUUUAGUAUUGAAGAUUAUGAUAAAGAUUUAACGUUUCUCACCAAAGCUCUUGUAACAACAAUUGUUAUUUAUUUAUUUUAUAUGCGUGAUCAAAUAUUUGAAACUUUUCUUCAUGUUGAAACGGUUAUCGAUACUCAUAGCCAUGGUGACGAAGAUAUAUCGCCAAUUCUUCGACAGAAAAAUACAAAAAGUUUAAGAGAAAAUUUGAAAACAAUGAAACCAAUUGGAUGGAUGAUUCUUAUCAGUGAUUCACUUCAUGGUUUUAUUGAUGGUCUUACCAUAGGUGCAAUUGCUGUCAUUUCAAUAAGUGAAUGUCUUCGUAUGAUGGUACCCAUUGUUUGUGAAGAAUUUUCUCAUAAACUCGGUGAUGCUGCUGUUUUAUUAAGUAGUGGUCUUCCAAUAAAGCAAGCUCUUCUAAUGAAUUUUUUGUCUGCUUGUGGUUGUUAUCCCGGUUUUAUAAUUGGAGCAAAAUUAGGUGAACUUGAAAAUUUUCAUCCAUGGAUUUGUGCAUUAGCUGGUGGAAUGUUUGUCUAUAUUGGUCUAACUGACAUGAUUCCUGAACUUAUUUCUAUGGGUCAUGAAAUUGAAAAAGAUAAUGCUAUUGCUAAUAGACCAGUCACAAACAUGUUGAAACUUAAAAUUCUAUUUAGUCAAAAUAUGGGUGUAGUUCUUGGUAUUGCAAUUAUGUUUCUAUUGGCCAAAUAUGGUGAAACAUUAUCUCAGUAUUUUUAA